Messenger RNA from Solanum stenotomum, 1079 nucleotides. RefSeq names its product mitogen-activated protein kinase kinase kinase 20-like. The coding region runs from base 15 to 920 and encodes 301 amino acids. The record is from RefSeq and is a predicted model, not a curated record. Gene Ontology annotation, molecular function: ATP binding; protein kinase activity. Gene Ontology annotation, biological process: protein phosphorylation. Lineage: Eukaryota; Viridiplantae; Streptophyta; Magnoliopsida; Solanales; Solanaceae. The transcript has a single exon.
CAUACAUAGAUUCAAUGGCUUCCAUUAGAUGGAGCAGAGGAAGAACUAUAGGAAAAGGCGCUGAAGGUAUUGUCACUUUAGCAACUACACACAACAAUUUCUCCAUCGCUGUCAAAUCUUCUCUGUUUUCCUGUUCCAAAUCGUUACAGAGGGAGAGAGAAUUUCUCAACGAAUUUCAAGAUUGUUCCCAAAUUAUUCGCUGUUUUGGAGCGGAUGUCACUGAAGAAGAUGGCGAUAUUCUCUAUAAUAUAUUACUGGAAUAUGCUAUUGGUGGAAGUUUAGCUCAUCGAAUUGGUAAAAAAUCAGGAUUGCCGGAUUUUGAGGUAAAAAAGUACUCAAAAUCAAUUCUAUUGGGGCUUAGGGUUGUUCAUGGAAGGGGUUUUGUUCAUGGUGAUAUCAAACCGCACAAUAUUCUACUCGUGGGUACUGAAAAAAGGGCCAAAAUUGCGGAUUUUGGAUUCGCAAGCAAGGUAGGUAAUGAGGAUAAGAAAAGAAAGCUUAGGGGAACGCCAAUGUAUAUGGCACCAGAAUCAGUGCUUGAUGAUGAAUAUGGAACUCCGGCUGAUAUUUGGGCUUUCGGAUGCACUGUUUUUGAGAUGAUUACUGGGAAGAAAGUGUGGGAUUGCACUGAUCCUCUUCAUCUUUUGUGCAAAAUUGGAAUGCAAUCACCGGAGUUGCACGACGACAAGAUGUCCAAACAGGCAGAAGAUUUUCUGAAUAAGUGCGUUGAUAGGGAUCCGCAUUCUCGAUGGACAGCUGAUCUGUUGUUGAAUCAUCCUUUCCUUUCAUCUGAUAAUAAUAAUGUUCAUCAGAGGAAGAGGAAGGAACUCAACCUUGUUGAUCUAUGCAAUAGUACAGAGCUGAAACCAAUGAAACUGUUGAACAACAAGAGGAGAAGAAAGCUAGUGGAAAGAUGUUGAUUAUUAUUCAUCUUUUGAUUAGAAUUAUAUUACUCCGUAUAAAGUAACACAUUGGCAACCUUCUGAUCCUGCCCCUUGUAUUAGAACAAAACAAUUUUGUGUAUAACUUCUCUUUAUUAUUGAACAAUCUGUACAAAAGAGGCUUUUUUUAAGGUAAAU